Raphanus sativus (radish) is the source of this 818-nucleotide messenger RNA. Its product is annotated as protein CURVATURE THYLAKOID 1B, chloroplastic-like. The transcript is spliced from 6 exons. The record is from RefSeq and is a predicted model, not a curated record. Bases 125 to 649 code for a protein of 174 amino acids. Gene Ontology annotation, cellular component: chloroplast thylakoid membrane; thylakoid. NCBI's taxonomy places the organism in Eukaryota, Viridiplantae, Streptophyta, Magnoliopsida, Brassicales, Brassicaceae.
CUCUCACUCAACACUGAUUCUCCAUUAAUCUCUCAAGAUAAUUAUAAUAAUAAGCUUCUCUGAUUUGUUUCAAACCAAAUUUACAUUUUGUUGGGUUGUUUUCUGUGAUUGAAGCGCCUUAGCCAUGGCUUCCCUUUCUAUCUCUUCCUCUUCGACUAUCAUUAAUUCUAGAGCUUCUCCUACUCGACAAGCCUCCUUCUCUUCUCCGUCGUGUAUUUCCCUUCCGAUGCUUCCUCCUAAGCCGCUUCAGUCCACCGCUUACUGUCCGUUUCCCACUCUCGACAAACGUCGGAAGAUCGCUAGGAACGUUCUGACGAGAGCUACCGAAGUUGAAGCUUCGGUCACUGCCGAAGCUGACACUACAGAGUUGCCAGAAAUAGUCAAGACAGCUCAAGAAGCGUGGGAGAAAGUGGAGGACAAAUAUGCAAUUGGUUCACUCGCAUUUGCUGCUUUGGUGGCUCUUUGGGGAUCUACCGGCCUCAUCUCGGCAAUCGACAAGCUUCCAUUGUUUCCAGGUGUUUUUGAACUUGUAGGCAUUGGUUACACUGGGUGGUUCGUUUACAAGAACAUCAUCUUCAAACCAGAUAGGGAGGUGCUGUUUCAGAAGGUCAAAGACACAUACAGAGACAUAUUAGGGAGCAACAGCUAAAUCAAAGGAAGAAGUGUGAGAGAUAUUCAUGAAGGAAAAUCAAAAGAAGAAUCUAACACAUGCAUCUCUCUCUCUCUUUCUUUGUGCUCUUGUGGCUCAAAAUAUCAUCCAUUUUAUGUCAAAGUGUUGUAAAUUCCUCGACUGCAAUGAUGAGAUGUCUAUUUCAUUC